Messenger RNA from Somion occarium, 1838 nucleotides. NCBI's taxonomy places the organism in Eukaryota, Fungi, Basidiomycota, Agaricomycetes, Polyporales, Cerrenaceae. The record is from the annotation of a GenBank genome assembly.
UUCAACAUGAAGCUUUUCAGGUUAUCUUUACGUGACCCAUUCUGUACCGGUGUACCCACCGUGGAGUUGGCUCGAGAGAAGCACACUAUCGUGUUAUACUUGUCAAGCCUUUUUGACCGAGGACUAUAAAGCUAAGACAGGGUCGGUCUUUGGGAACCAAUCCAAUACCCUCUCGUUCCGUCUCCUCGUUCUCGGGUCAAAUAAUACGACACGAUGGCUUCCGCCGGUUUCCUUAUCUACUCGGGCGUGAUGCCUCUUCUCAAAACAUUGCUGUCGAUCAUUGUUGGCUACGUGCUAGCACGCAUGGAGCUCUUCCCUCGUGCCUCCUCCAAAGGGGCCUCGCAACUCACCAUGAACGUUGCUCUUCCGCUCCUGAUAUUCUCAAACAUCGUGCCGGCGUUCACCCCGCAGAAUGUCUCUGCCAUUGGUCCAAUGUUCUUGAUUGCUUUCAUUUACCAAGGCUUUGGGUUCUUUUUCGGUAUCCUCAUCAGAGAGAUCUUCUAUGUACCUCGAAAUUUCUGGCAAGGCAUCAUUAUCGUGACCGGCUUGAGUAAUUGGGGUAAUCUACCGAACGCUAUCGUUUUGUCAGUGACGGCACAAGCACCAUUUGACCCUAGCACUGACCCAGCACUGGGUGUAUCAUUUGUCGCCAUUUUCACCGUCGCCUAUCACAUAACGUUCUUCGUUGGUGGCGCAGCCCACUCGCUAUCCUGGGACUAUUUACCUGGUAUCCCCCAAGGCGAAGCGGCGGAGCUUCAUGUUCCUUGGAAACAGAAGCCUCUCGGGUCCCUCUUUGCUAGAUAUAUUCUAAAGGAGAACGCCUUUCCUCCACCCUCUCUAAGCAAGAGCCCCAUGGAAGUUGAAGCAGCCCUCGAUGAGACGAACGAGGGGAAGGGUCUGGAGGACUCUCCUUCGGGGUCGACCAUCCAUCUCGGCAGCGACGAGGAGGGUCACCAACUCACACGCCAGACGACUCGCGUGUCCAUUGUCUCGACUGGCCCAUAUCCCGUCCUUCCUACACCAUCUCAAUCGUCAACACCUCAAGCGACGUCCGUACUUAGCGAGAACGACCAACGAAAUAAAUUUUCAUUUAUUCCCCCGGUAGUCCGUCGCGUUAUCCGUCACCUAUCCACAAUUGUCACACCUGUCACGGUCUCUCUCGCCAUAUCCCUCCCUAUCGCUCUAAUUCAACCGCUCAAGGCUCUGUUUGUCGAUAUAUCAAGCUUGGGAGGUCCGAAUCUCAAAGGUCCGGAUGGGCGACCUCCUCUGGCUUUCAUUACAGACACUGCCGACUUCAUCGGUUCGAUGACGGUCCCGUUAGCUUUGAUCCUUCUAGGAGCUUCGUUCGCCCGCCUUUCAGUUCCGCGACCAUUCUCCCGCCUUCCUAUUCUGGCAAUGCUCGCGGUCACUUUUGCGAAGAUGCUAGUCUUGCCUGUUAUCGGGGUGUUUGUUGUCCAAGCGAUGAUCAAAGGCGGACUCAUAAACCAUAAUUCAAGAGUCGAGAAGUUUGUUGCAAUGCUUUUGAGCGGUUCUCCGUCAGCGGUAAAUCAGCUUAUUGUUGCUAGCCUAUAUUCCCCCGAUGGAAAUGUUGAUACACUGGCGGCGUUUCUUCUCGUUCAAUAUGUCCUCAUGUUCAUCUCGUCAUCUGCUUUGACCGCCGUUUCCUUACUUUUGUCAUGAAUAGACGCAGCCGACAUUACGAUUUUGAGCUUUGUUGCUGUAUCAACCUCAAGGACCCCAUUGAUUGUUCAAUCAGCUUCUACACUGUAUCCACUCGGUUUAGACAUGACAUGUAUUUUUGGUGCGUGCAUCUAUAGACAAAUAGAUUCUUAUAUGUG